This is a messenger RNA of Durusdinium trenchii, 588 nucleotides long. NCBI's taxonomy places the organism in Eukaryota, Dinophyceae, Suessiales, Symbiodiniaceae. The record is from the annotation of a GenBank genome assembly.
AUGGUGGUACGGUCUGUCUUGAGAUGCCUUGAGAUUGGCAUUUUUUUGCUAAUACAGUACACAGCUUUGCUAGUCGCAACGCAUGUUGGUGGUAGGUUUAUUUUUUACACCCUGUAUAUUGGGCUUGUGCAGGAGAAAACACCUCUCCUUCCUUGUGCUAUCACAUUGGACACGUCCCUGGAGAAGCAGGCCAUCAUUCUGUCCUCAACCAUUCUCGGCGGUCUUGGAGAGCAAGACCUCGUGAAGGCACACAACAAGGUCUUGAAUGCGGCCCGUGGUGAGAAGCGGCCAUCUGAAACAGCGGAAGGUGAGGGUUCUGGCAAGAAGCCCAAGGCAAAAGCCAAGGCAAAAGGUCGGGCUGCAAAGCCGGCUGUUCCACCCGCUGAAUCCAGCGCAGCUUCCACGACACUGGUGGGCAAGGGUGAACCACUCGGGGUGGGUGAGAGUGGUGAGGGUGGUGAGGGUGGUGAGAUGCCUGGUGAGCCUGAGAGAAAGAAGACCCGAGCCACAACAGACCCACAAGUGCUUCAGCAAGUUUGGGCUGAGAAGGACUGUUCAGUUCCGAAACCGACCGCUUUGAAGCAUUAA